Rubroshorea leprosula is the source of this 2390-nucleotide messenger RNA. NCBI's taxonomy places the organism in Eukaryota, Viridiplantae, Streptophyta, Magnoliopsida, Malvales, Dipterocarpaceae. The record is from the annotation of a GenBank genome assembly.
ACAAAUCACAAUAGAAAAACAGUUAAAACAAAAGGCAAACAAAUUAUGGGAUAAUCAUUCCAACUUUCUCCCUUCAUCUUGAUAUGUGUCAUCAUGCACCUUUCCCUCCCCUCUCUUUCUCUUUCUCUUUCUUCCAACAUCUUUCCUUAGCUCCCAACUUUAACUUUUCACCACCCCAUAAAAAAUUAUUAUUAGUUCUAUUCCACCUAAAGGGGUGGAAGAAAUUUAAAUGAGUUCAACAUUGAGACAGAGAUAGAGAAAGGGAAUAAAGAGAGAGAAAGGGGAUCCAUUUCUUUUCCAUAUAUCAUCUUAUGUUGUUAGGGUUGAGAAGAUAUAUACCCAUAACAAAGAACCUAGUCUUUUGGGUUUUCUCCCCACAAGACUAAGAAACCAUUUAGUUGUGUUUUUCUGUUUCUGGGUUUUCUUAUAUACAGAAGCAAUUCAAAGAACUGACCUUGAUGUUAGAGAAGAUAUGACAGCAGAAGAAGAAGCAAUAAUCCCAAAUGGUACUUUUGUCCAAACCUCAAUCCCUGGAUCCAAUCUUCCAGCUCCAAAGAGGAAGAGAAACCUCCCAGGAACCCCAGAUCCUGAGGCUGAAGUUAUAGCUCUGUCUCCAAAGACUCUCAUGGCAACCAACAGAUUCCUGUGUGAAAUAUGUGGGAAGGGUUUCCAGAGAGACCAGAAUCUUCAGCUGCAUCGCCGAGGCCAUAACCUGCCAUGGAAGCUCAAGCAAAGAACAUCAAAAGAAGUCAGAAAGCGCGUCUACAUCUGUCCCGAGAAGACAUGCGUGCACCACCAUCCAUCGAGGGCGCUUGGAGACCUCACAGGUAUCAAAAAGCAUUUCUGCAGGAAACACGGUGAAAAGAAAUGGAAGUGUGAGAAGUGCUCAAAGAGAUAUGCUGUUCAGUCUGACUGGAAAGCUCACUCAAAAACCUGCGGCACAAGGGAGUAUAAAUGUGACUGUGGCACCCUAUUUUCAAGGAGAGAUAGUUUCAUCACUCACAGGGCAUUCUGUGAUGCAUUGGCUGAAGAAACAGCUAGAGUAAAUGCAGCAUCUAGUGUGCACAACAUGACCACAACUAGUGCCAUGAAUUAUCAUCACCUUUUGGGGACUCCAAUAGGGUCUGGCAUCAUGGCACAACAUUUUUCUUCUAGUUUCAAGCCAAUUUCAACCACUAACGAAGCAGCCAUGGAUGAAGCCAGACAAGGACUCUCCCUCUGGAUGGGGCAUGAAGCAAUAGGAACUAACAAUCUCCAAGUCAUUCAUCAUCAACUUGGUCCUAUGAAUUCGGGGACAGUAUACAGUACUGAACCCUUAGUUUCAGGUUCAAAUCCUCUACCAUCUGACACUAAUUAUCAGUUACCUUGGAUGUUCGGGAAUAAACUCUCUGCAAACAAUCCCGAAGAGUUACUAAGCACUACUUCAAUAUCACUUCCUUUAAGCAAUGUGAAGGAAAAUGGACCUACCCAUCAACUUGUGAGCAUUCCUUCAUUGUUUAGCUCCCAGCAGCACUCCCUUCAAACGGUACCAUCAGCAGCAAAUAUGUCUGCCACAGCCCUCCUGCAGAAAGCUGCGCAGAUUGGUGCAACUUCAACUGAUGCAUCAUUUUUAGGGAGUUUUAAAUUGAAGUCCAGCAACAGUACUACUCAGGCUGAAGAUAGUAGCAAGUACAGUGGCCUGUACGGGUCGAACAACACGCAGACAAAUAAUUCUUUAGGAAGUGAGCAUCUGGAAAACUCAUCAGAUAUUACCACAUUGAAUCAAUUACAAAUGUUUCCUGCUGCUAAGCGCCAGCAUACACGCAACGAAGAUAGCACUGGAGGAGGAGGGCAAACAAGAGACUUCUUGGGGGUUGGGAUGCAAGCCAUCUGUCAUCCAUCUUCAAUCAAUGGAUGGAUUUGAGACACAGCAAUUGGAAUUUUUCAUGAGUAGUAUAUUUUAUCUAUGAAAAAUAAAAUGGGGGCUGGUAGGAGUUGGAGAGAUGGAAGGCGAAGAGACAGAAUUUAGUAUUGGGAAAAACUUUGCAGGCCAGGGGAGAAAAGGUGUGCCAUUAAGUGUGUUUUGAUGGAGGGCUAAAAGUUUGCCUAGAUAAACUAUUGAGGAGGUGAAGGAAGAUAUCCAUGCAUAUUCUCUUGAACUCUAAAAGCUUAUACCUUUAAAAACUGUGGCUUUAGUCUUUGAUAAAGAAGGGGUGGAGUAGUGGGGGCAAAGCAUCAAUCCCCUUUUCAGCUCCAUUAUUGCAUUGUUUCAUCUCUAUUGUGGUUGUUGUCCACUUGUCAUAUAUACAACGACUUAAAAAGACUAUAUUUCAGUUGCAUAAAAGCUUGCUUUCGAGUAGAUAUAUAGGACUUAACCGUGUUCUUAGCUAGAAUAAUCUAAUUACACUUUU